Messenger RNA from Nothoprocta perdicaria, 1042 nucleotides. RefSeq names its product vesicle associated membrane protein 2 (gene VAMP2). NCBI's taxonomy places the organism in Eukaryota, Metazoa, Chordata, Aves, Tinamiformes, Tinamidae. Gene Ontology annotation, biological process: vesicle-mediated transport; vesicle fusion; SNARE complex assembly. Bases 84 to 341 code for a protein of 85 amino acids. The record is from RefSeq and is a predicted model, not a curated record. The transcript is spliced from 4 exons. Gene Ontology annotation, cellular component: plasma membrane; SNARE complex. Gene Ontology annotation, molecular function: SNAP receptor activity; syntaxin-1 binding.
CUGCUUCAGCUCCUACCCAAGGUCCCACCAGUGCUGGGGGUGCCGGGCUGCCUUCUGCUGGCGGUGGGCAAAGUCACAAACGGAUGCAGCAGACACAAGCCCAGGUGGAUGAGGUGGUAGGCAUCAUAAGAAUGAACGUGGACAAGGUACUAGAAAGAGACCAGAAGCUGUCGGAGCUCGACAACCGGGCAGAUGCUUUGCAAGCUGGUGCCUCGCAGUUUGAAACCAGUGCAGCCAAGCUGAAGAGGAAAUACUGGUGGAAAAAUUGCAAGAUGAUGAUCAUCCUUGGUGUAGUAUGCGCAGUCAUUCUCAUUAUAAUUAUAAUUCAUUUCUCCACCUGAGAAAGCGAAGAGGGAAGACCUGGCACAGCUUKGUUCUUAUCAACCAACGAUAUCAGUGUUCCUUUGUUGAACUCCGCUUUUUAAUUCCUGGUGUCUUGGGAUUUUUGCUUGUAAUGACCCAUAAGCAUUCGAUGUGGUGUGGUUUGGAAUUCUGUUGUUCCCGUAAGAUACUGUACCAGCUAAAURCUGCCAAGUAGUUCCGUACACUGUCUUAGCACUGUGUCUUAAAAUGUGUCUGCACUGACCUUCAGAAACUAGUACAUGGAAAGAUCCUAAGUGUCUCGGAGUCAGGAAGUGCAGCUGUGGGGAAGCUCCUGCUGAAAGGGACUGACAGGUGGAUGAGACCCAAAAGAGCAAGGAUUAGAGCCCAAAUUCUCAGUGUGAGCAGCUGCAGUUAGGUGUCAAAGUCCACUGUCAGAUGGAUUUGUUUCUUUGGGCUGGUGUGUCCUUGCUACUCUCAUUGAAGAAGUGUGGUACCUGCAACUAUUCAUAAAAAGUGUAAAAUAUCUAAUCUCUGCUUGCCAAUCAAACAUAGCUUUUGAGAUUAGUUGCAGUAUUCAAGCGUAAAAUCCUUGCUGGCAGAAAAGAGAUAGGGCUGUUUUCUCUGAAUUGGAAUUUCACUUGUGGACUGUUCUGAAGAAAGAAGGCCUCAGGGUGAAGGCCUUGGUGGGACAACCAAGGAAGCGUUGGCUAGCAGAGGU